AUGGGAGAUGAAGAUUGGGAAGCAGAAAUCAUCAAACCUCAUGUGUCUUCCUAUGUUCCUGUAUUUGAGAAGGAUAAAUAUUCUUCUGGAGCAAAUGGUGACACUUUUAACAGGACUUCGGCUUCAUCAUCAGAAAUGGAUGAUGGACCUACUCGAAGAGAUCAUUUCAUGAGAAGUGGAUUUGCCUCAGGGAGGAGUUUGGGAAACAGAGAUGCUGGUGAGUCUAAUAAAAGAGAGAAUACACCCACAGUGGGCGGUUUUGGAGUUGGAAAGGGUUUUGGAAACAGAGGUUUUUCAAAUAACAAAUUUGAAGAAGGUGAUAGUUCUGGUUUCUGGAAAGAGUCUAACAAUGAUUGUGAAGAUAAUCAAACACGGAACAGAGGGUUUUCCAAGAGAGGUGGCUAUCAAGAUGGAAAUGAUUCGGAAGCUUCAGGGCCAUCCAGAAGAGGUGGAAGAGGUAGUUUCCGAGGUUGCCGUGGAGGAUUUGGUUUAGGAAGACCAAGUAAUGAAUAUGACCAAGAUGAGGGGACACAGCGUGCUGGUAGCCUUUUUGGUUCUAGAAGACCAGCAUUAAGUGGUGCAGGUAAUGGUGACACUUACCAAAGCAGAAGUGGCAGUGGAAGUGGUCGAGGUGGUUAUAAAGGUUUAAAUGAAGAAGUAAUAACAGGCUCUGGAAAGAAUUCUUGGAAGUCAGAAGCUGAAGGAGGAGAAAGUGGAGACAUUCAAGGCCCAAAAGUGACCUACAUACCUCCUCCUCCUCCAGAAGAUGAGGAUUCCAUCUUUGCACAUUAUCAGACAGGCAUAAACUUUGACAAAUAUGAUACUAUUCUUGUAGAAGUGUCUGGACAUGAUGCACCACCAGCAAUUCUGACUUUUGAAGAAGCUAAUCUUUGUCAGACACUGAAUAACAACAUUGCUAAAGCUGGUUAUACUAAACUUACUCCUGUGCAAAAAUAUAGUAUUCCUAUUAUACUAGCAGGACGAGAUUUGAUGGCUUGUGCUCAGACAGGGUCUGGGAAGACUGCAGCUUUUCUCUUGCCCAUUUUGGCUCAUAUGAUGCGUGAUGGAAUAACUGCCAGUCGUUUUAAAGAACUGCAGGAACCAGAGUGUAUUAUUGUAGCACCAACUCGAGAAUUGAUCAACCAGAUUUAUUUGGAAGCCAGAAAAUUUUCUUUUGGGACUUGUGUAAGAGCUGUUGUUAUAUAUGGGGGAACCCAGUUGGGACAUUCAAUUCGACAAAUUGUACAAGGCUGUAAUAUAUUAUGUGCUACUCCUGGAAGACUGAUGGAUAUCAUAGGUAAAGAAAAGAUUGGCCUCAAACAAGUUAAGUAUUUAGUUUUGGAUGAAGCUGAUCGCAUGUUGGAUAUGGGUUUUGGACCAGAAAUGAAGAAGUUAAUUUCUUGCCCAGGAAUGCCAUCAAAGGAACAGCGUCAAACCCUUUUAUUCAGUGCAACUUUUCCGGAAGAAAUUCAAAGGUUGGCUGGGGAGUUUUUAAAGUCGAAUUAUUUGUUUGUUGCUGUUGGACAAGUGGGUGGAGCAUGUAGAGAUGUUCAGCAGACCAUUCUCCAAGUUGGCCAGUAUUCAAAAAGAGAAAAACUUGUCGAAAUUCUACGAAACAUAGGUGAUGAAAGAACUAUGGUUUUUGUUGAAACUAAGAAGAAAGCAGAUUUCAUUGCAACUUUUCUUUGUCAAGAAAAAAUAUCAACUACAAGUAUUCAUGGUGAUCGGGAACAGAGAGAGAGAGAGCAAGCUCUUGGAGAUUUUCGUUGUGGAAAGUGCCCUGUUCUUGUUGCUACUUCAGUAGCUGCCAGAGGGCUAGAUAUUGAAAAUGUUCAACAUGUUAUCAAUUUUGAUCUUCCUUCUGCCAUUGAUGAAUAUGUUCAUCGAAUUGGGCGUACUGGGCGUUGUGGGAAUACUGGCAGAGCUAUUUCUUUUUUUGAUCCUGAGUCAGAUAAUCAUUUAGCACAGCCUCUAGUGAAAGUAUUGUCAGAUGCUCAACAGGAUGUACCUGCAUGGUUGGAAGAAAUUGCCUUUAGUACAUAUGUUCCUGGCUUUAGUGGUAGUACAAGAGGAAAUGUAUUUGCAUCAGUUGAUACUAGAAAGGGCAAGAGCACGCUGAAUACAGCAGGGUUUUCUUCUUCACAAUCUCCCAAUCCAGUAGAUGAUGAGUCAUGGGAUUAA
Sciurus carolinensis (gray squirrel) is the source of this 2181-nucleotide messenger RNA. RefSeq names its product DEAD-box helicase 4 (gene Ddx4). Gene Ontology annotation, cellular component: nucleus; P granule. The transcript is spliced from 21 exons. The coding region runs from base 1 to 2181 and encodes 726 amino acids. Gene Ontology annotation, molecular function: ATP binding; RNA binding; RNA helicase activity. Gene Ontology annotation, biological process: cell differentiation; gamete generation. The record is from RefSeq and is a predicted model, not a curated record. NCBI's taxonomy places the organism in Eukaryota, Metazoa, Chordata, Mammalia, Rodentia, Sciuridae.